Messenger RNA from Amphimedon queenslandica, 706 nucleotides. RefSeq lists its product as uncharacterized. The transcript is spliced from 3 exons. Bases 2 to 679 code for a protein of 225 amino acids. The record is from RefSeq and is a predicted model, not a curated record. Lineage: Eukaryota; Metazoa; Porifera; Demospongiae; Haplosclerida; Niphatidae.
UAUGGCUGUAAUUUGUGAUUUGCUCAAUAAAGCAUGGACAUCAGUCACAUCACGACACAAUAUGAUGCUUCUUCUUUUUCUAGUGUUUAUGGAUAUGACUCAGUCUCAGGCAGCAGUCGCACUAUUGCCAAAUGGUGCAGUAUCUAUUUGUCAAAGAGAACUAAAAAUCACAUGUAAUGUAACUGGAUCUAUACUAGUAUGGACGUAUGGAAGAAGUAUAACCAGUUUUAGCAGUGUAGAUACUCAACCACAGUAUAUUGCACCGUUCAGUUUCAUAUUACAGUCUCAUGGUAACGGUACACUGGUGUCAGUUGCAAGUGUUAAUGUGUCUGCUUCAUUAAAUGGGAGUACCCUUGAGUGUAGGGAUACACUAAUCAUCACAGGUUCCAGUAUAAGGCAACAAAUCACCUUUAAUGUUAAAAAUUCAGUACGUAUCAGUUAUCUUCAUGUUGAUGCUGUAUCAUCAGAUACAUUAUUAAUAAUUUGGGCUGGAGCUGAUUGUAUACAAUCAUAUGAUGUAUUCAUUAAUGGAACUAAUGUUAAUACUACCAAUGGAAUGAGUCUAUUGUAUAAUACUGGAGGAGCUAUUGGCAGUAUUGAUGUAUUGGUUAAUAGUGUUGAUUAUUAUGGAAGAGCAGUGGGUAACUUAUCAACUCAAUAUCAAUUUAACAGUGAGUGAUUUAAUCAUAACAGUAUACUGCAUUUC